AUGACAAUUAGCAGUCGGUCGAGCUCUCAUGCAUCCAUGAACCGAAACGAUGACCCCCUGCUUCCCUUUGGGACAAGUGGUACAAAGUUCGACAAGCCUUCGAUGAAGAUGCGCGUGCGCUCUGUGCUCUCGCGCAACAUUGUGCGACGAGUCUUGAUUUGGGCAGUGGCCAGCAUCCUGCUCGUGUCCAUUGUCCUGUACAGCAAGAAGCCUGUAAGCCUCUACGAUGUUGCCACCCAUCAUCAGGGCGAUGCCAAGUCUCCCGGUGAUGGCGACAAGUCAGCUGCUGCCGGCGUGGGCAACACAAACUCUAAUGGCCUCAAUGUCGUCGUCUCUGAGGACGACGCGGACAGCGAUCUCGGCGAUGAUGGGGAACCUUUAAGUCCCGAGGAUAAAGAGGCUAAGAAACAGUACCAGGAUGACCUGAAGAAGAUGCCGUGGCUUCGCUUCAAACAGUUCGUGCCCACCCACUUGCUCGUAAAACCCUGCAUGUUUGCUAAUCUUUCAUCUAGUCUCGAUGGUUACUUCAACGGUCUCAAAACCAUUGUGCCAAAGGUCGACCACAUCUCCGAGUACCCCAAUGUGGACGUCAAGGCUCCUCUGCCGCCUCCUCCCAUGUCUACGGAGAUCCCCAAGCCCCGACCUUACGAACCCUACCAGUUUGAGGGUGAGGUGGCUACCUGCUAUCUCGACUCCAACAGGACGAUCCCUGCUCCUUCCAUCUACGCCUACGACGGUCUCCCGCAGAACUACCCUGAUCCCGUCCUGGGCUCGUAUGACAUCCUCGGCAUGCGUGACGACGUCUGCUUUGACCGCUUUGGACGCUACGGCCCAUAUGGGCUUGGCUACUCCAAGAGCGCUGGUGGAUCCGGCGUCGGCGAGGACACGGAGAGCCAGGGGAACGAGUUCGUUUGGCAAACAACGGGUCAGAUCGACUACACGGGCAUGAACUGGCAAGCCGCACAAGAACGCUGCCUUGAGGACAACCAGGCUCGCUUCAAGCAGAUUGACCCGGAGACCGGUGAGCUCGAGAAGAGUGACAAGAAGAUGGGACGCACUGCACUUGUCAUGCGCUCCUACACCGGCUUCAAGUGGACAGAGCACGAGAUCCUCAACUUCCGCGCGCUCAUCACCGAACUGUCCCUCAAAUCCAGCGGCGAGUACGAUGUUCACAUGCUACUGCAUGUCAGGGACACGGACAUUCCAGUGUGGUCGGACGACGUGACCGUCCAGCGCCUCCUCGAUGCCAAUGUGCCCCCCGAGUUCCACGGCAUUGUCACCUUGUGGAGCGAACCCCAGAUGAGGCUGUUCUACCCUGGCAAGUUUGGCGAGACCUUCUCGAACCCCAGUGGCCGUGACAUUCACGGCGUGUACCGCAGCGGCCACUUCCCUCUCCAGAUCUUUGCCAUGCAGCACCCCGAGUAUGAGCACUUUUGGAACUGGGAGAUGGACAUGCGUGUUGUCGGCAGCUACUACGAGCUGUUUGACCGGGCGGGCAAGUGGGCUGCCACCGAGCCGCGCCCUCUGAUCUGGGAGCGUGCCGCUCGCUACUACAUCCCCUCGUACCACGGCUCCUGGGAAGAGUUCUCCAAAAUUGUGCAGCAGGACACUGUCCGCUCCGGUCUGUCUUCGCCCUUUGGCCCUCUGAAGUUCCCUGGCCGAAAGUCUCUGCGCUUCGAGGCCAAGGGUCAAUCAGUCAUGCCGGAGAACUGCGGUGCGCACUCUGACCGCAGCAUGUGCGGUGUGGGCGAGGCGGCCGAUCUGAUCACGAUGAACCCCAUCUUUGAUACUGAUCAGUCCGGGUGGUUCUUCGGCCUGGACGCCACCGGCUAUGCGUCUACUCCCCCUCCCCGCCGCGCCUCCAUCAUCACGGCCUCUCGUCUCAGCCGCCGCCUCUUGAUGGCAAUGCACGAGGAGGUCUGGAGGCACCACCACACCAUGUUCACAGAGAUGUUCCCCGCCAGUGUGGCCUUCCACCACGGUUUCAAGGCCACCAAUGCGCCACACCCCAUCUACCUGGACCGCGCCUGGGACCCCAUCGGCUCCGCCCCCGACGCCGCGUUCAACGGUGGCCGCGACCACUCGACGUCGGGACACGGCAGUCCGUUUGACAUUGCCAACGAGCACAACCACGCCGGAUCGAGCUGGUACUUUAACAGCGAGUUCUCCGGCAUGAUCUGGCGCAGGUGGCUCGGCUAUGCGCAGAAGGAUGGCCGCGGCAAGUUUGGAGGCCGCCACAACGAAGGCAGCGAGCGCGGUGGCAAGGAGGAGGAAGAAGGCCCGUCGAGUAGUGGUCGUCUGUGCCUCCGCAGCAUGCUCUUACAUCCCAUCAAGCACGAGCACCCCAAGGAUCCCCGAUGA
Messenger RNA from Emericellopsis cladophorae, 2361 nucleotides. RefSeq lists its product as uncharacterized. NCBI's taxonomy places the organism in Eukaryota, Fungi, Ascomycota, Sordariomycetes, Hypocreales, Bionectriaceae. The record is from RefSeq and is a predicted model, not a curated record. The transcript has a single exon. The coding region runs from base 1 to 2361 and encodes 786 amino acids.